Molecule: messenger RNA, 618 nt
Organism: Mesorhabditis belari
Lineage: Eukaryota; Metazoa; Nematoda; Chromadorea; Rhabditida; Rhabditidae
Source: the annotation of a GenBank genome assembly
AUGUUGCUUCAGUAUGAAGAUCAAGCUGAAUUUGAUACUGCUUAUCGCCUCAACCUCUGUGCUGCGUUUGAAGAUGCACUCAAGUUUGGCAGUUUUGUAGAAACACUCACAAGGGUUGCUGGCUAUCAUCAGGUACAGCUUCCCGCUUGCGAGUUAUCGACAAAUACCACUUCUGACUCUGAGAAUGAAUAUGAUAUGGAGCAUAUUGUUGAAUCGGGAUCCGAAAAGGGGAUGAUUCCGCUGAUUAAGUUGACUGAAGGACGUCCUUUCCGGCGUCGCGUUCGAUCCCUUAUUCGGAACGUCACUCUUCAGACUGUGGUUGGUGCCCGUGGUGCUGCUCAAUAUGUGAACGUGGGACAAUUGGCAGCUAUACAGGAUUUCUUUACUGGCGGUUAUUUGAUGACACACAAAGACACUUUCUUCCCCCGCGCUGAAGUUCAUCGUUUUGCUGCAGCAAUUAUUGAUGUUUCUGCAAAGCAACAAACUCGGAUGUUUAUCCCACCACCUGCGAUCUUAAAACCAGCAGAGCUGUGGACGGGCAAGCAGCUUAUUGAAUUGAUCAUUCGGCUUGAUACGGAUUCUGAGAUAAAUUUGAACUUGAAGACGAAGAACAAAAGC